UUUUGGCGACUUCUGCAAAUUAUUAUCAUCAGUCAUCCUCCUUAGGGUCCAGACAACUGCAGAUCAUUUCCACAAAUUGGAGGUACAUGUUGGGUAAGUGGGGAAAAACAAAGUGACCGGGACCCCUCCAUGUGUGUUAACUUUUGGAAGCUAAUGUGUGAUGGAAAUCUCAUUGUACGCGUUCAAUUGAUCUAAAGCUUGUAACUUACAUAAGCCAUUAAUUCCAAUAAAUUUGUGCAACAACUGCUACUCCCAGCUUAAAGUAAGAUCAGAAAACAAGCCAUGGCAUCCUUACCAAAGAGGGUUCCCAAUUUCCAUGUAGCUCCUUCCAGACUCAUAUUUGUCUUUGUUAUCAUCCUUCCAUUUGUCUCUUCAUCUUAUUUUGCUGUUGCUCAUGCUUCUCCUGCAACUAAAACAGUUGCAGAAGAAAGUGAAGCAGUCGCUCUCUUGAUGUGGAAAGCUAGCCUUGACAAUCAAAGCCAAUCUCUCCUUUCAUCAUGGAACGAAAGUGGGCAUUGCACUUGGGUUGGAAUUGGUUGCAACGAGGACACUAAAGUAACCGAUUUAAACCUCGAGGGUAUUGGUUUGAGAGGUACGCUUUCUAGUCUUAACUUCCUUUUGUUCCCUCAUCUAGUUAAACUUGAUCUGUCCAACAACUUCAUAUACGGGACCAUUCCCCCACAGAUCGGCAGCCUUUCGAGACUCACCUUUCUUAACUUCUCUUCCAAUCAUCUUUCGGGAACAAUUCCUUCAGAAGCAGGAUUGCUCAGUGCUCUUAGUUGUCUCUCUUUGUCGUCUAACAACCUCAUGGGUUCAAUACCUCUAGCUAUAGGAAAUUUGGAUAACUUAACCGAAUUAUACCUUUUUGACAACAAACUUUCUGGAUCUAUCCCUCAAGAAGUUGGGAUGCUUAGGUCUCUCUCUAAUCUUUCACUAUCGUGGAACAACCUUAGUGGGUCAAUUCCUGCGUCUGUAGGGAACUUGGGAAAUCUUAAAAUUUUGUACCUUCACCACAACAAACUUUCCGGUUCAAUUCCUCAAGAAGUAGGAAUUCUAAGAUCUCUCAUUGAUCUUGCAUUGUCGACGAAUAAUCUCACAGGGUCAAUUCCUGCUUCAAUAGGGAACCUAAAAAACCUCACAAGAUUGUCUCUUUAUGCGAACUCUUUCUCUGGCUCAAUCCCUCUAGAACUAGACAACCUUAGAUAUCUACAAGUGCUUGACGUAAGCUACAACAAGGUCACAGGUCGCCUAUCGCCGAACUUGUGUAUUCAUGGAUCACUCAUGAGAUUGCUUGCAGCAAACAACUACUUAAUAGGUCAUAUCCCGAAUAGCUUGAGAAAUUGUAGGGAGUUGCAACGUGUUAGGUUUGAUCGAAACCAACUGAUGGGGCAAAUAUCAGAAGUUUUUGAGGCACUCCCAAACUUGGUAUAUCUGGAUCUCAGUUAUAAUAAAUUCUAUGGUGAACUAUGGCAAAAAUGGGAGCAGUUUCCUAAUUUGACUAGCCUAAAGAUCUCCAAUAAUAUCCUUUCUGGAAACAUUCCACUUGGAAUUGGAAGCGCAACUCAGUUACGUUUACUUGACCUCUCUUCAAAUCAUCUAGUCGGUGAGAUCCCGAAGACUUUUGAAAAGUUGGUUUUAUUGUUCAAACUUAAUCUUAGCAAUAACCAACUUUCAAGCGACAUUCCACCAGAAAUUGGAAGUCUGUCUAGUCUUCAGCAUCUUGACUUGUCCGGAAACAAUCUAAGUGGACCUAUUCAAGGGAAGCUGGGUGAGUGUGUGAAUUUUCUGAACUUGAAAUUGAGCAGGAAUCGGCUCAGGGGGGCGAUUCCUUAUGAAUUAGAAAAAUUGCACUUUCUUCAAAAUCUUGAUCUUGGAAAUAAUUUAUUAACAAGUGAGAUACCACCAGGGAUCGGGAACUUAAAAAGCUUAGAGACACUAAAUCUCUCUCACAACUUGUUGUCCGGCUCUAUCCCCUCCUCUUUCAAUGAGAUGUCAAGUUUAACGUCCGUUGACAUAUCUUACAAUCACUUGGAGGGUCCUCUGCCCAACAUAAAAGCAUUUGAAGAUGCUCCAUUUCAAUCAUACCGAAAUAAUGAUAGAUUAUGUGGCAACAAAACUAGUUUGAUGCCAUGCUCACGGAAGAAGAGCAACAUCGAUAAAGGGAGAAAUUACAAAAAAAUUGUUAUUCUAGUCGCAGUUCCUAUCAUGGCCAUUUCAUUUUUGAUUGUUGCUAUGAUUUUUUUGGUUCAUCACCCCAAAAUGGGAGACAAUGAAAUGGAGCCAAAUAGAGCAACUAUUAAGGAUAUGUUUGAGAUUUGGAGCUUCGAUGGAAAAUGGGUGCAUGAAAACAUCAUCCAAGCGACGGAGGAUUUCAGUGACAAGCAUUGCAUUGCAGUAGGUGGAUAUGGCGUUGUUUAUAGAGCUGAACUGCCAAGUGGUCAAGUUGUCGCUGUAAAAAAGUUUCAUCCUUCGCAAGAUGGCGAGUUGGCUAAUUUGCAAAGUUUUACGAGUGAGAUUCGUGCAUUGACAGAGAUACGACAUCGGCAUAUCAUAAGGCUUUUGGGUUACUGUUCACAUCCACAACAUUCAUUUUUGGUUUACGAGUUCUUAGAAGGGGGGAGCUUGGACAAGAAACUAAGCGGUGAGGAAGAAGCUCUAAGUUUGGAUUGGGGUAAGAGGAUGAAUGUCAUUAAAAGUUUGGCAGAUGCUUUGUCAUAUAUGCACCAUGGUUGUUCACCCCCGGUCAUUCAUCGCGAUAUAUCAAGCAAGAAUGUUCUGCUAGACUUGGAAGACAUCGCUCAUCUCUCUGAUUUUGGAACUGCUAGACUUCUAAACUUGCACUCAUCAAAUUGGACUUCCUUUGCAGGCACGUUGGGAUAUGCUGCUCCAGAACUUGCUUACACAUUGGAGGUGAAUGAGAAGUUAGACGUCUAUAGCUUUGGAGUUUUAACACUUGAAGUUAUAAUGGGGAGGCAUCCAGGGGACCUCAUCUCUUCUCUUUCUUCAUCAUCGUUGGACUCACCACCACCAUCUUCUUAUGGUAUUUUGUUGAAGGAUAUAUUGGAUAAACGACUCCCACUACCAAGGAAUCACUUGGCGGAAGCAGUGGUUCUUGCUGUAAAGCUAGCACUUGCAUGCUUGCAGCCGAGUCCGCGGUGCCGACCAACCAUGCAACAAGUUUCUGUGGCUCUAACAAAGCAGAAGUCACACAUGCAGAACCCGUUCCUCAUGAUCACAUUAGAACAACUACUAAUUGAUAUCAAUUGUCCAAGUGCCUAAGUGUUCGUGUUGUACCUUCCCCAGUUUGGGUUUUGGACACUCGAGGCACCGAUGCAGAGAGCGAAAGAACUGAGAUUGUGAUCAGUAGGCCUAAGUGGUAUUCUUGUUCGAAUCAUACGCAUACAAUUUACUCUGGUAAAUGUAGCAGUUUGGAAAGAAAGUAUUGUUGGUUGUGUUUUACACCAGAUUCAACUAAAAAGUGACAUCAUCUUUUAUAAUUUAAGUUUUUACUUUCGAUGC
Messenger RNA from Rhododendron vialii, 3519 nucleotides. RefSeq names its product MDIS1-interacting receptor like kinase 2-like. NCBI's taxonomy places the organism in Eukaryota, Viridiplantae, Streptophyta, Magnoliopsida, Ericales, Ericaceae. Gene Ontology annotation, molecular function: protein kinase activity; ATP binding; protein binding. Gene Ontology annotation, biological process: protein phosphorylation. The transcript has 2 exons. The record is from RefSeq and is a predicted model, not a curated record. The coding region runs from base 283 to 3279 and encodes 998 amino acids.